AUGGUAGUGCGGCCCAUGAUGCUGCGCUCUUCUGUUGCACCGGGACGACAGUUGCUGCUGUCCUCCGCUCGUCAGCGGACCGCCUCGCAAUGGCUGUCCAGAGCCGGAGCAAGCAGCCGGCUUUCAGGUCAGAGGUUCUUCGCCGAUAUUAAGCCCCCUACCACCGCUGCUCCUACGCCCGCUACUCCGUCUUCUGAGUCUGCUGUUCCCCCAGAGACCGUCCCUAAGCCAUCACCCACCGGACAAGAGUCCACUCUCCCUCCCUCUACUCCUCCUACCCCAGCUCCUAAGGGUGGACGCUUCCGCAGAUUCCUUCUCUACCUGCUGCUUACCUCCGGAUUCGCAUACGGUGGCGGCGUUUUCCUGGCUUUGAAAUUCGAUAACUUCCACGAUUUCUUUACCGAAUACAUUCCCUAUGGUGAGGAGAGUGUCCUUUACUUCGAAGAGCGUGACUUCUAUCGUCGAUUCCCCAACACUUUGAGAAACCAGAACCGCCUCAACCCGACCCCAAGGGAUGAAGGAAACAAGAUCACCAUCCCAAGCAAGAGCGGACUUACCUCGAAGGUCGCCGAGGAGGAGACGUCGGGAGCAGAUGUUUCCCAGAAGGGCCCUCAUAUGAGUGCCACUCCGGCUCCGAAGAGCUCCGAAGCGCAAACCAAGCCCGCCGCCGCUAAGCCCGAGGACAAGACCACAGCUGUUGUGAAGGCCAAGGAGGAGAAGGCCGCCAAGGUUGCUGAGAAGGAGGAACCCAGACAACCGGCCAUUCCUGCUGUUACCCCUCUCGAGUUUGCUCAGGUCAACGAGGGAGAUGAAGCGAUCGUCCAGGAGCUGGUGAAGACGUUCAACGACAUGAUUACCGUCAUCAGCGCUGAUGAGAACUCCGGCAAGUACUCUCAACCCGUGGCCAAGGCCAAGGAGGAACUCCAGAAGGUGGGAGAGAAGAUCAUCGCUGUUCGUGAGGAGGCCCGUCGUGCCGCUCAGGAAGAGAUUCAGCAGGCCCAUGCUACUUUCGAUGAGUCUGCUCGCGAGCUCAUCCGCCGUUUUGACGAAAUGCGUGCGGCCGAUGCCGCCCAGUACCGCGAGGAGUUUGAGGCUGAGCGCGAAAAGUUGGCCCAUGCCUACCAGGAGAAGAUCAGAACCGAAUUGCAGAGGGCUCAGGAGGUGGCCGAACAGCGCCUCAAGAACGAGCUGGUUGAGCAAGCCAUUGAGCUUAACCGCAAGUACCUGCACGAAGUCAAGGAGCUCGUGGAGCGAGAACGUGAAGGCCGUCUCAGCAAGCUGAACGAACUCACCGCCAACGUCAGCGAGCUGGAGAAGCUUACCUCUGGCUGGAGAGAGGUCAUUGACAGCAACCUCAGGACCCAACAACUCCAGGUGGCUGUUGAUGCCGUGCGUUCCGUUGUUGAUCGCUCUGCCGUUCCUCGCCCCUUCGUCCGCGAGCUUGUCGCCGUGAAGGAAUUGGCCGCUGAGGACCCCGUUGUUGAGGCUGCCAUCUCUUCUAUCAACCCUGCUGCUUACCAGCGUGGAAUCCCUUCGACCUCUCAGAUCAUUGAGCGCUUCCGUCGUGUCGCUGAUGAGGUGCGCAAGGCCAGCCUUCUGCCCGAGGAUGCAGGUAUCGCUAGUCACGCUGCCAGCGUUGUUCUGAGCAAGGUCAUGUUCAAGAAGGAUGCUGUUGCCGGUAGCGACGAUGUUGAGAGUGUGCUGUACCGGACCGAGAGCCUUCUGGAAGAAGGUAACCUCGAUGCUGCAGCUCGUGAAAUGAACAGUCUUUCGGGAUGGGCCAAGAUUCUGAGCAAGGACUGGCUUGUGGAUGUUCGUAGAGUGUUGGAAGUUAAGCAAGCUCUGGAGGUAAGGAUUCCCCCUAAAAGUUCCUGUCUGUCUAAAUGA
This is a messenger RNA of Aspergillus luchuensis, 1887 nucleotides long. RefSeq names its product MICOS complex subunit MIC60 (gene FCJ1). Gene Ontology annotation, cellular component: MICOS complex. Gene Ontology annotation, biological process: cristae formation. The transcript is spliced from 3 exons. Lineage: Eukaryota; Fungi; Ascomycota; Eurotiomycetes; Eurotiales; Aspergillaceae. The coding region runs from base 1 to 1887 and encodes 628 amino acids. The record is from RefSeq and is a predicted model, not a curated record.